Molecule: messenger RNA, 804 nt
Organism: Labrus bergylta (ballan wrasse)
Lineage: Eukaryota; Metazoa; Chordata; Actinopteri; Labriformes; Labridae
Source: RefSeq, a predicted model, not a curated record
ACCAUCAAAGCCACCUCCCCACUCGGGAACCCCAGGGUAACCUACAACCUGGAGGACGGUAUGGUCCCAGAAACCAACAUGCCAGUUCGCUUCUAUUUGACCCCAAACCGAGAGGACGGUUCAGCCUCCAUCCUGGUGGCAGAGCCCCUGGACUACGAGACCACCAGGAACUUCAUGCUGCGGGUUCGAGCGCAGAAUGUGGCCGCUGUACCGCUGGCUGCCUUCACUACGGUCUAUAUCAAUGUCACAGAUGUAAAUGACAACGUCCCAUUUUUCACCUCCUCCAUCUACGAGGCGUCCGUCACUGAAGGGGCAGAAUCAGGAACUUUGGUUUUCCAGGUUUCGGCCAAUGACCUGGACCUGGGUCUCAACGGCAAGAUCUCCUACUCCCUGCUGGAGGAUCGCAGUGGUGACCACCAGUAUUUCCGGAUCGACCCAGAGCUGGGAUUUAUCUACUCACAGACGGUGUUUGACCGAGAGACCAAAAGCUCGUACCUGUUGGAGGUUCAGUCUGUGGACGGGAGGGAGUCAUCGCGGCCCGGCAAACAUGGACAACCCAACUCCGACACGGCAUAUGUUCGGGUUUUUAUCAGCGACGUGAACGAUAACAAGCCGGCGUUCGCGACGGCGUCCUAUGAAGUCGACGUGGAUGAGGACGCAGACGUGGGCUUCGCCAUUCUCACCGUCAGCGCCAUCGACGGGGACGAAGCUGCUCAUGGCUGCGCUCACGCUCCAGAAAUGGACCCAGUUGGGGCAGGGCGCACGUCGUCUGACGGAGCCGGCACAGUCCACACAGAGUUAUAG